Notothenia coriiceps (black rockcod) is the source of this 3894-nucleotide messenger RNA. It is a transcript of the gene col17a1b, whose product is annotated as collagen, type XVII, alpha 1b. The record is from RefSeq and is a predicted model, not a curated record. Lineage: Eukaryota; Metazoa; Chordata; Actinopteri; Perciformes; Nototheniidae. The transcript is spliced from 36 exons. Gene Ontology annotation, molecular function: extracellular matrix structural constituent conferring tensile strength. Bases 88 to 3015 code for a protein of 975 amino acids. Gene Ontology annotation, biological process: extracellular matrix organization.
UCUAAUUCUGUAGUUGUUAUAAUCUAAUGUAUAUUUUACUUCACAGGAGACUCUGGUUUCCCUGGAAUUCCAGGUGCUCCGGGCUCCAUGGGACAUGCAGGCCCUGAGGGUCAGAAAGGACAGAAAGGAGGUCAAGGUGAUCAUGGGCUGGAUGGGGCACCUGGCGUCAGGGGUCGCGAGGGCCAGUCGGGCCCCAGAGGUGAUACAGGACCUGCAGGCUUUGGAGCGAAAGGUGAAAGAGGUUCUCCCGGGGAACCUGGGUCUGUCGGUCCUAAAGGCUCAAGUGGAAUUCCUGGUCUUCUUGGAGCACCAGGUCAACCAGGUUCUCAGGGUUUCCGUGGCGAGACAGGACCACAUGGGCCUAAAGGAGAUAGAGGGCUUGCUGGAUUCCAGGGACUUAAAGGUGACACUGGUGAUACAGGCGCCAGAGGUGUGAAAGGUGAUGGUGGUAUACCGGGUCUGCAGGGGCUGGCUGGUGAGAAAGGAUCAACGGGUGGCCAAGGGCCUACAGGUAUUCCUGGACUCAGGGGUCCUGCUGGGCCUCCUGGAGAUACUGCACAUUCAGGACAACCUGGGCUUCAAGGACCACCAGGGAUACCAGGGAACCCAGGGAGUCCCGGCGCUAAAGGGGAAACAGGGGACGCUGGAAGAAUCAUCAACGCAGCUGGAUCCACUUCUUUCGGCCUCCCAGGUCCCCCCGGCCCUGCUGGACGUCCAGGAUCAUCAGGUCCAAUUGGCCCUGCUGGUCUGCCUGGCCAACCUGGUGCUAAAGGUGACAGAGGAUUUAGGGGCGAGCAGGGAGAACAAGGAAUAACAGCCAGAACAUCUGAAACCUUGAGCUCAAGGCAUGUUAGCAGCAGUGGAGGAUCAGCAACAUCUGGCCCCCCCGGCCCACCCGGUCCACCUGGACGUGCAGGAGAUUCAAGACCAGGACCUCCCGGGCCUCCAGGUCCAACAGGUUAUGGAAGACCAGGGCCUAAAGGAGACAGAGGGGAACCCGGCUUUUCAUCCGGCUCAGGAACGUUUAAUACUGGACUGCCAGGACCACCUGGGGCUGUCGGGCCAAGAGGAUCAUCAGGUUCUCCUGGACCAAGAGGAUACCAAGGUGAAGCAGGGCAGACAGGUGUGCCGGGAACCCCAGGGAGAUCAGGGAGCUCUGAGAGAGUAUCCUCUUAUGGUGGAGGACUCGGGACCCCUGGACCUCCAGGUCCGCCAGGACUUCCUGGAAUACAGGGAAUCAAAGGGAACACUGGAGCUCCUGGUAGUCCUGGCUCUUCGAGAGGCUCCAUCUCAGUCACCUCAGGCCCCCCCGGCCCUGCAGGUCCUCCCGGCCCUACAGGUCAGACAGGCUCCUUCUCUUCUUCUACUGAGAUGCGGCAGUACAUCUCUGAAUAUCUGAGUAGAAGCACACAGUCGGCUGUCCGCGGGCUCCCGGGCCCCCCUGGGCCUCCAGGAACCCCUGGAUCCUUCUCAGGCUCGAUCGAGGACAUCUCCACUCGUAUGAUCGCAUACAUGCAACGUUCGGGCUCAGGGCUCAGCAUCGGGGUUCAGGGUCCUCCGGGACCACCCGGCCCCCCUGGAUACGGCUCUGGUUCCCUGACAGUCAGUGGGCUCAUCUCCAUGCUUCAGAGAGAGGAUGUGAGGAGAUACCUGUCCGGACCACCAGGCCCACAAGGCCCCCCGGGUCAACCAGGGACAUCAGGAGGAGCAGGAGGAUUUUCAGGCAGUUUCUCUGUGGAGGAGAUAGCCACAUACGUCUUCAAGAUCAUGAAUGACAGAGGGAUUGCGAGAGGUCCGCCCGGGCCGCCCGGUCCUGCUGGGUCGUCUGUUGCUGUGGGCUCGAGCUUCUCUCAGGCUACGAUUGACUAUUCUGCUCUAGUGAAAAAUUCAGACUUCCGCUCUUGGGUUGCCUCUGCCGUACAACAAGGUAUUUCUGGUCCCCCGGGCACCCCAGGACAGCCUGGCCCUCCUGGCGCUCAGGGGCCGCCGGGGGUCUCCACCGCCACCGUGUACGGGGCCGGGACUGGGGGGAGUGGCUACAGCCUGGAGGACAUUCAGCGUUACCUGCAGGGUUCUGGUUUCAGAGGUCUCCCCGGGCCUCCUGGUCCACAGGGACCAGCGGGACCAUCAAGCGGUCACUCCGGAUCGGUUUCCUACAGUGGAAACUUCCCUCGGGAGAGCAUCCGCGCUGAAGUCCAGGAGUAUCUGACCAGUGACAAUGUUCGUCGUGCCAUCAUCGGACCUCCGGGGCCUCAGGGGCCGAUGGGACCGAGGGGAGAGCGAGGAGAGUCAGGCUACGUCCUGAGCCGCACGCAGAGCCAUAUCCAGAGCCAGAGCCAGGGCCAGGGCCAGGGCCAGGGCCAGGGCCAGGGCCAGGGCCAGGGCCAGGGCCAGGGCCAGGGCCAGAGCUAUAGUCAGGGCCAGGGCCAGGGCUAUAGUCAGGGCCAGGGCCAGGGCUAUAGUCAGGGCCAGGGCGAGAGUCAGGGCCAGGGUCAGGGCCAGGGCUAUAGCCAGAGCCUGAACUACGCUCAGGGUGACUCUCGAACCGGCACUGAGUACAGAAACAUCGAUCUCAGCAACCUGGACUACUCCAGCGUCGCCAUCCACGUUUCAGACCUCAUCAAGAGUAAAGGUCUGCUGCAGGAGUAUCUGGUUGAGGGUCCUUGGAGGGCGCAUGUUCGAGCGAUUCAAGGCCCUCCUGGUCCUGCUGGCCCCUCCGGACCACCGGGCCAGAGCCGCGUCAUCGGGGCCUACGGCAACGUCACAGCGGACCUCAUGCAGUUCUUCAGAACCUAUGGCACCAUCGCAGGCCCUCCAGGAGAGAAUGGACUGAGGGGUGAGAGGGGGCAUCCAGGACCCAGGGGAGAGAGAGGUGAUCCUGGGCGCCCAGGUCUAUCAGGACUACCAGGGGCAUACACUGUCCAAGUUCCACACAGGGUGCAGAAGAGGGAUGCAGGCGAGGAAUUGGUUGCUCGUCGUCGUCAGAAGCUUCGCCGUCACGCAGGCAGCAGUUAAACACAUUACUGGAUCACAUUUCAUUUUGACUCAUCUUUUAUUUUAGGUGUUCAACUGUUGCAAUGCAAGUAGUCAAAUAGCUCUUUAUUAUUGCCAUCUGUAGAAACGUCACAGGACAAUUUGAGGAAAUAAAAUGAUGCAUUAAGUUUUUUUAAAACCAGCUUUAGUAGAGGUUUGGGUUUUAGCUGCUGGUCAGUGUCUUUGUUACACAGACUUCUUUACAUCCGGGUGUAUAAUGUUUACUUUGCUUGGUUAGAAGCUUGCUAACUUUUUUUUCCCAGGGACAAUUUCUAUUUUUAAGCAAUAAGUAUCUGAUAUUAUUUCCAACUGCUCGUGUAACUUUCGUGUCUAUUGAUUGGUGUAUUUGAUUUAGUUUUCAUUGAGGAUUAUAUUGUUUUGAGAACUAUGCAAGUGUUAAAUGUUGUGUCAAGGUAACCCUUCAAUGUUUUAUAAGAUACUACAAUAUAGUCAGAUUAUUUACAUAAAUCAAGCUAGCAUCCAUCCUGACCCUUGGAAGUUAUUCACUCAUCCCAUACAAAUAAACAAGAAUAUCAUUAACCCUUUUUUUUCUAUAAAUAUAUAUAAAAACAUGCAACAUUACCAGUCAGCGAGGGUCAUUUUUGCAGCAGAUAAGGGACUUAUGUUACAGUAAAUGUUGCUGUAGUUACGACUGACGAUUUACUUGAAAGAUUUGUUAGUUCAAAAUUAAGAAGAAGAAUAAAUGACAUUGUUUGUGUGGUUGAAAGUCUGAAAAUCACAACAAAAUGAUGGAUUGGAUUGUAUAUUUUUGUAUAAGAGAGCACUGAAAUCGAUAUAUUUGCUUUAUACCGUAAAGUGUUGGAGAGAUUAAAUUAUAAAAUGUUCCCAGAUUAUGUUUGA